Molecule: messenger RNA, 1075 nt
Organism: Etheostoma cragini (Arkansas darter)
Lineage: Eukaryota; Metazoa; Chordata; Actinopteri; Perciformes; Percidae
Exons: 5
Coding region: 1-1026 (341 amino acids)
Biological process (GO): response to bacterium
Source: RefSeq, a predicted model, not a curated record
AUGACGCCUCCAUCGUUUGCUUUGUACGUCUCAUGUCUGCUCUUGGGGAAGAUGGCAGAUACCACAGCUCUUAAAGUAUCAUCAUCUUUACGUUUCGCAUCACUUAGCGUCGGUGAAGACCUGACAUUGGAAUGCUUCUACCAAGAUGAUAGUGUAGCGGUGAUGUUUUACUGGUACAAACAAACUAUGGGACAGACACCACAGCUUGUGUCUAAAUUCUAUAAGCACAACAAAAAUGCAUCUUUGAAUGAUGAAUUUAAAAACGAUCCACGCUUUGAAGUGGAAACUACCACUGGUAGAAAUCACUUAAAGAUCUCAGGCGUGCGGAUUUCAGACUCAGCUACUUAUUACUGUGUAAGUGGCUAUUCAUACGUGUAUGAAUUCACUGGGGGCACUAUAAUCCACGUAGAAGGUUCAGGUUUGAAGGUCCCAGCUACGGUCCACCAGUCAGCGUCUGAGAGCAUCCAGCCAGGAGGCUCUGUGACUCUCAACUGUACAGUACACACUGGGACCUGUGGUGAAGAACACAGUGUUUACUGGUUCAAGAAGUCGGAAGAAUCUCAGCCAGGACUCAUUUACACCCAUGGAGGCAGGACUGAUCAGUGUGAGAGGAAACCCAACACACAAACACACACCUGUGUCUACAAGCUGCCGAUGAAGAGUCUGAAUCUUUCUAAUGCUGGGACCUACUACUGUGCUGUUGCCUCAUGUGGACACAUUCUGUUUGGAGACGGGACCUAUCUGGAGUUUAAAUAUGAUGAAGAAUCUGUUGUCUUGGUGUAUAUCUUGAGUGGAGCUUUGGCAUUCACCACCAUCCUGAGUGUUUCCUUGGUUUACACACUGUACAAGACAAACAGCUGCCGGUGCACAGAGUCCCAAGCUAGAUCCUCCACUGCCUCGGCUCGCGAUACAGAGGUGAACAACCUCCAUUAUGUUGCUUUCAGGGUGAACAAGGCCAACAGAGCAACAAGGCAGCAGACAGACGACACCUUGACUGAAUGUGUGUACUCCAGUGUAAGGCAGUAGAGCUGGAUACGUUUCAUUUGUUCUUUGUGUCUGUGCUACUAAAAGUGAC